Brienomyrus brachyistius is the source of this 1370-nucleotide messenger RNA. RefSeq names its product RNA-binding protein, mRNA-processing factor 2a. Gene Ontology annotation, molecular function: protein homodimerization activity; mRNA binding. Gene Ontology annotation, biological process: negative regulation of smooth muscle cell differentiation. The coding region runs from base 499 to 1098 and encodes 199 amino acids. The transcript is spliced from 8 exons. The record is from RefSeq and is a predicted model, not a curated record. Lineage: Eukaryota; Metazoa; Chordata; Actinopteri; Osteoglossiformes; Mormyridae.
UGCAGAGGGGAAGGGGGCCGGACUUCACCCCCAGCUGAAGCUCAUCUCUAACAUGAGUGUCGCUCAUUGCCGUUGGCUUUUAACGUAAUUGAUCAUCAAAUCGGAUCGCAGAAAGAAGAACAAGCGCCGCGUAAACUCUCCCUUUAAAUUUUUUGCUUCUUCUCACUUUUUCUUUCUUGAUUGAAUUUUAACCCAAAAAGAGCUUAAUGUGAGCAAAGGGGGGGAAUUAGAGCGCUUCUUUUUCCCUUCUCUCACCCUCACAGUGCACCUAUCCACUAAAUCACCUUUAGUUUUUUUCCCCUCCUUUAUUUUGUGGUACUUCCUUGGAUACUUCGGCUAAAGCACGGCUUCACUUUAGCACCCUUUCCUGAAGUCUCACCAAACGGCACCAAGAUUUCUUCUGCAACUUUAAGGCACUACAGGGGGAAAUCCACCAACGGGGGAAAAACGCAAAACUUCAUUUUUUUUUCUUAUAUAAAGAGGCGUUAAAGUUACACAAUGAGUCUCAAAUCUGAUUCUGAGCCGAGCAACAACGUGUCAAUAGAAGAGGAGGUACGGACUCUCUUUGUCAGCGGUCUUCCAGUUGACAUCAAACCACGGGAACUCUACCUUUUGUUCAGGCCAUUCAAGGGUUAUGAAGGUUCACUGAUCAAGUUGACGUCAAAGCAGCCUGUUGGGUUUGUUACAUUUGACAGCCGAUCUGGUGCAGAAGCCGCAAAGAAUGCAUUAAAUGGUAUUCGCUUUGACCCAGAGAGCCCGCAGACCCUUCGGUUAGAGUUUGCCAAGGCCAACACGAAGAUGGCAAAGAGCAAGCUCAUGGCCACCCCAAACCCCACCAAUGUCCACCCAGCUCUAGGAGCUCACUUCAUUGCACGGGACCCAUAUGACCUGACGGGGGCUGCGUUGAUCCCUGCGUCCCCGGAAGCUUGGGGCCCCUACCCACUGUAUACCACGGAACUGACACCCGGCCUCCCACAUGCCGCCUUCACCUACCCUGCUGCUGCUGCCGCCGCCGCUGCCCUGCAUGCCCAGAUGCGCUGGUACCCGUCCCACUCAGAGGCUUCCCAGCCAGGGUGGAAGUCCCGUCAGUUUUGUUAACUUAGUACCAUUCAGUAUCUGAAGUCCCUCAUGGAGUGAGGUAUGAAGCUCUACUUUAAUCUAAUUUAAUCAAGUAUAUUUAAUGGACAGAGGUGCAUUAUGGACUCCUUCGGAAACCCUGAAGGACUUUGGACCGAAUACAUCUUGUGGACUGCGAGGCCGAGGGGGGGUGGGGAGGAGUGUGGGGUAUCUCCUAAUGCGGUACAGUCCUUGCACUUCAAAACCAUGUGCAAGCAAAGUCGCUACAGAAAUGGGCCUUUUUUUUUUUUUUU